Glycine soja is the source of this 1143-nucleotide messenger RNA. RefSeq lists its product as uncharacterized. The record is from RefSeq and is a predicted model, not a curated record. Lineage: Eukaryota; Viridiplantae; Streptophyta; Magnoliopsida; Fabales; Fabaceae. The transcript is spliced from 11 exons. Bases 1 to 1143 code for a protein of 380 amino acids.
AUGGCUGAAAGUUUGACAUCUGGCACUUUUGCUGAUACUCAGCUUGGUUUUGUGGCACGUGGCUUGCUGUUUUUUGUUGCCUUGGUUGGUGAUUCCCGGUUUUAUUCCCUUGCCUAUUUUCUUCCUCUUUGGUUGCUUCUGCAAUUCAAGUUUUCCUUUGGUGCAUUGUUCGCUUUGGUUGCGAGGAGUGAAGUGGCAGUUCUAUGCAGAAUUAUGGCACGUACUCCUGACAAGAUUAAGUCUAUUGAUGGAUCAAGAGAAACCCUUAAACUUGCUGUAAGGAUCACGGAUCUUUGGUUUGUUGGGACUCCUAACAAGUCUGAGCAAGCUGAAAUGGGAGAUGAAAUCCAUGCUCUUUGUAAGGCAGACCAGCUAAAUUCUUGGAAAGAUUAUUUGAAGGAAAAUUCCACUUAUGUCAUGCAUAAUUUUAAAGUGAUGAAGAAUGAUGGUCAAUUCAGAGUUUGUGAGCAUCAAUAUAAAUUAGUUUUUACUGGAGUUACUGUUGUUAGGAAAUCCAAUUUAGAUGACCUUCCUUUUAAGGAAUUUAGAUUUGUUGAAUUUUCCAAUGUCAUUGCUGGCGAUUUCCAAGCUGGCCUGUUGUUCUUAGCCUACUUGAAUGAGACUGAAAAUGAUGGUCCGAUGGUUAUCAUUUUGACACAUGCUAGAAUCAAAGAAGGGCAGGGAUCUUAUCCAUCUUCAGUGAGUAAAUCGUUGAAGGCCUCAAAAUUAUUGAUUAAUGAACCUGUAUUGGAAAUCCAAGAAUUCAGGGAGAGGCUUUCAGAUUUAGGUAUUGAGGUCAGGCCAGUUUUGACACCUCACGGUCACGGAAGUUCGCAACUUUCAGGGUCAAGCCAGCUAUCAUCAAAGGAUGCAUUUCUUUCAAAAGUUGAGGCAAAAACGAUUUCUGAGAUCAACGCCAUUUCGGAGGAUAUUGUUUGUGUUACUGUUGGCACAAUUAGCAUAAUAGUAAUGGAUAAUCAUUCAUGUUGCUAUCCAGCUUGCAUUCAAUGCCACAGGAAAACUGACAUAGAGGCAGCAUCAUUCACAUGCGGAUGUGGAAAAGAGAAUGAUCAACUUGUCCUGAGGUAUAGACUUGAAGUGAUGGUUAAGCACAACGAUGAUAGCACAAAAUUCUUGCUCUAG